This is a messenger RNA of Merops nubicus (carmine bee-eater), 1314 nucleotides long. RefSeq names its product Rho GTPase activating protein 1 (gene ARHGAP1). NCBI's taxonomy places the organism in Eukaryota, Metazoa, Chordata, Aves, Coraciiformes, Meropidae. The coding region runs from base 1 to 1314 and encodes 437 amino acids. Gene Ontology annotation, molecular function: GTPase activator activity. The record is from RefSeq and is a predicted model, not a curated record. Gene Ontology annotation, cellular component: cytoplasm. The transcript is spliced from 12 exons. Gene Ontology annotation, biological process: small GTPase-mediated signal transduction; negative regulation of endocytic recycling.
AUGGCUACAGACCCACUCUCAGAGCUUCAGGAUGACCUAAAAUUGGAUGACACCAACCAGUCCCUCAGCCAGCUCAAACUGACCCCCAUAGAUGAUAAGAGCUGGCCAGCAGAUGAAGCCCCUGCUUUUCCCAAAUUGGAGGACUCCAAAGGCUCCCCAGAGCCUGUCACUCACCUGCAGUGGGAUGAUCCCUACUAUGACAUUGCCAGGCACCACAUUGUGGAAGUAGCAGGUGAUGAUAAAUAUGGAAGGAAAGUCAUUUUGUUCAGUGCCUGCCGGAUGCCCCCGAGCCAUCAGCUUGAUCAUGUGAAACUCCUGGGGUACCUGAAAUUCACCCUGGACCAGUAUGUGGAGAGUGACUACACACUGGUGUACCUGCACCAUGGCCUCACCAGUGAGAACAAGCCAUCCCUGAGCUGGCUGAGGGAUGCCUACAGGGAGUUCGAUCGCAAGUACAAGAAGAACAUCAAAGCCUUGUAUAUUGUGCACCCGACCAUGUUUAUCAAGACCCUGUUGAUUCUCUUCAAGCCUCUGAUCAGCUUUAAGUUUGGACGAAAGAUUUUUUAUGUGAACUUCCUUAGUGAGCUGGAGGAGUAUGUGAAGCUGGAGCAGCUGGGGAUCCCAAGCCAAGUGCUAAAAUACGACGAAUAUUUGAGAUCCCUGCAGAAACCUUCACAAGUGCCCCAGAAGCCAACACCCCCACGCCCACCACUGCCAAACCAGCAGUUUGGAGUCUCCCUCCAGCAUCUCAGGGAGAAGAGCCCUGAUCAGUCUGCUGUUCCUCUGGUGGUCAGAGACACCAUUGCUCAUUUGCAGGAGCAUGCUCUUACUACAGAGGGGAUUUUCCGGAGGUCAGCAAACACACAGGUUGUCAGGGAGGUCCAGCAGAAGUACAACAUGGGUGUGCCUGUAGAUUUCCAGCAGUAUGAAGAUGUCCACCUCCCUGCUGUGAUUCUCAAGACCUUCUUGAGGGAGCUCCCCGAGCCCCUCCUCACUUUUGGCCUCUACAGCCACGUUGUCAGCUUCCAGAGUGUGGAGGAGGUGAAUCGUGUGGACGUUGUUCGUAAAACACUCCAGACUCUCCCAGAAGAGAACUACCAAGUGCUCCACGUACUGACAGCCUUUCUGGUGCAGGUCUCUGCUCACAGUGACAGGAACAAGAUGACAAACACCAACCUGGCCGUUGUGUUUGGCCCAAAUCUGCUGUGGGCCAAAGAUGUAGCCAUCACUCUAAAAGCCAUCAACCCCAUCAAUACCUUUACCAAGUUCUUGCUGGACCACCAGAAGGAGCUCUUUGAGGAUGUGGAGGCCUGA